This is a messenger RNA of Myzus persicae (green peach aphid), 513 nucleotides long. RefSeq lists its product as uncharacterized. The record is from RefSeq and is a predicted model, not a curated record. Lineage: Eukaryota; Metazoa; Arthropoda; Insecta; Hemiptera; Aphididae. The transcript has 3 exons. Bases 108 to 485 code for a protein of 125 amino acids.
GUAAAACUAGCCUGAUAUUUGCAUGUCCAGUUUUGUCACAAAGUUUUUGUGGAACUGGAAUUGAGGAGCUUCAUGUAGACGCUACUUUUAAAGUGGUUCCAGUAAACAUGGGCUAUCAAUUAUUGAGCGUACAUGCUAUGAUACAAAAUUAUUCAAUACCAAUUAUAUUCGCAUUAAUGGAAUCGAAGUCUAGGAAUUCUUAUGACAGUGUAUUUCGAUAUGUCAAAGAUAAUCUUUUAGCAAACAUUUCUCCAAGGAUUAUCAUAAGUGAUUAUGAAUCUACACUUAGAGAUGUUCUACAAUCAUAUUUUCCUGAAGCUCGAACAUCUGGUUGUUGGUUCCACCAUAAUCAAGCAGUUUUUAAAAAUAUGAAAAGUAAAGGAUACUAUAGGCUUGUAAAUACUAACCAAUUUGCACUGCAAAGCUUAAAGCUUUUAUUUGGCCUUCCAUUGCUUCCAUAUUAUAUAUAUUAUAUAUCAAUGUAAUGGUUAAUGGUUAUGAUGAUUUAAUAAA